Messenger RNA from Glycine soja, 1899 nucleotides. RefSeq names its product GATA transcription factor 8-like. Gene Ontology annotation, cellular component: nucleus. Gene Ontology annotation, biological process: positive regulation of DNA-templated transcription. Lineage: Eukaryota; Viridiplantae; Streptophyta; Magnoliopsida; Fabales; Fabaceae. Bases 388 to 1431 code for a protein of 347 amino acids. The transcript is spliced from 3 exons. The record is from RefSeq and is a predicted model, not a curated record. Gene Ontology annotation, molecular function: zinc ion binding; sequence-specific DNA binding.
GGGGUGGUAUGGGAAAUGGGAGUAGUAGUAGAUUUGUUACAUUAUAUGUUAGUAGUGUGGGGUGGAAGUCCGUGAAUGGAGGUGAGAAGAUGGAGACAGAGGGUAUGUGGGGCCCGCGGUUUAUCUGAGGAGAGAGAAACAAGACUUGAACAUCACGACGUAGUAAAAGACAGCUAGCAAUGAAGAAGGAGCCUCACCUACCAGUGCCCAUCACUUUCUUCUCCUUCUCUCUUCCCAUUUAAGCCUUCUUCACCCUCCUCUCUCUCCUUUCAAAAACUCACCCACUCUCAACUCAAACCUCCAUCUCCAUUUGGUGUGUGUAGUGGAGCUUUUCUACCUUCAAAGAUUGCACCUUUACCCUUCAGGAUAUUUUCAAUUGUCAAGAAAAUGGUUGGACCUAACUUCAUGGAUGAGAUAGACUGCGGCAGCUUCUUUGACCACAUCGACGACCUUCUCGAUUUUCCCGUCGAGGACGUCGACGGCGGCGCUGCCACCUUGCCUUCCGUCUCCGCCGGAAACAGCAACUCGCUGGCUAGCAUCUGGCCCUCCGAGUCCGACUCGUUUCCCGCCUCCGACUCGGUGUUUUCCGGCAACAGUGCUUCGGACCUCUCGGCGGAGCUAUCCGUUCCGUAUGAAGACAUUGUCCAAUUGGAAUGGUUGUCCAACUUUGUGGAGGAUUCCUUUUGUGGGGGGAGCCUAACAAUGAACAAAGUGGAAGAGCCAUCAUGUACCACUAAGGAGGACUCAGUCAACACCCAAUUUCACACAUCAAGCCCAGUUUCUGUCCUCGAAAGUAGCAGUUCUUGCUCUGGUGGCAAGACUUUGCCACCUCGCAGUCCAGAGAUUUACAUCCCUGUGCCGUGUGGACGUGCACGCAGCAAGCGUCCACGUCCAGCAACCUUCAAUCCUAGGCCUGCCAUGAACCUUAUUUCCCCUGCCUCCUCUUUUGUUGGGGAGAAUAUGCAGCCUAAUGUCAUAUCAUCCAAGGCCUCUUCAGAUUCUGAGAAUUUUGCUGAGUCUCAACUUGUUCCCAAGAUGCCGAAGCUAGCUUCUGGGGAGCCUAAGAAGAAAAAGAAAGUGAAGGUGCCACUUCCAGUAGCUCCAGCUGAUAACAAUCAAAAUGCCUCACAACCUGUUAGGAAAUGCAUGCAUUGUGAGAUAACCAAGACACCACAGUGGAGGGCAGGGCCAAUGGGGCCAAAAACACUAUGCAAUGCAUGUGGUGUUCGUUACAAGUCCGGCCGGCUCUUCCCCGAAUACCGGCCUGCUGCAAGUCCAACUUUUUGCCCAUCCGUGCACUCCAAUUCUCAUAAGAAGGUCCUGGAAAUGAGAUGCAGGGGAUUUGACAAAUCUGGUUUUGCAAUCAAUUCAGCUGCCUCACCUGAACUCAUUCCAAACACUAACAGCAGCCUUACCCUGGAGUACAUGUGAUGUGAAGGAGGAUUGAUCCUUUGUUGGAAAUUUCUCUUUCAUUGCUGCCCUCUAGAGUCAUGUCUUAUGUUAUUUCUUUUGAUAUUUCAUUUCUUUGGUUCAUUGGUUUUUGUACAGGGUUGGACUGGGGGAAUAGGAGCAAUAGAUGAUGAUGAUCUUAUUUUAGCAGUUAGGGGAAGAUUGUAAUGAGAAGUGAGGAAAAAAAGGGUAGACAUAUGCAGGUCAAAAAGGGUAGGGUCUUAGGUCUAGUAAUUGUAGGUCCCUUAAGGUCAUUAGGAGUUGGUGUCUCGGUUGUUUUUUUUAUUUUUCUUGGAAUUCUUUUCAUUUUUUUCCCUUUUUAUAUAUAUCCCUAUUUGUGGGAAUUCUUUUUGCAGUUCAUUUUGUAGCAAAAAUUUCGAGUUGAGUAAGAGAGUUUUUAAUUUGUAAUGCCCCGUUUGCUUUUUUCUAAACAUUGACCUAUUCUUUGCA